Brachypodium distachyon (stiff brome) is the source of this 2493-nucleotide messenger RNA. RefSeq lists its product as uncharacterized. Lineage: Eukaryota; Viridiplantae; Streptophyta; Magnoliopsida; Poales; Poaceae. The record is from RefSeq and is a predicted model, not a curated record. Bases 324 to 1793 code for a protein of 489 amino acids. The transcript is spliced from 2 exons.
CCAAAAGUUCUAUGCACGCACCCACCGCUGCUCUGCACGCCUCACGUCGUCAGCUCAGAGGCUCAUAUACUCGGCGAGCAACUGAACAGCAAUCUAGCUAGCCACGCAGAACAGAGCAGUCGGUUUGGUGGUGCGCCUUUACUACGGCCCAACCCCAGGAUUUAAUUGCCUCCGCCUGCCUCGCUCUCGCUUGAAUCGCUGCGUCUGCGGAGCCUGCGCCUGCCAUAAGUAAUGCGCGCUCCGCGGUGACCCGACGGACGCAUUUAUACGCUAGACUGAAAGCUAGCACCUCGCGCGCGUGGCCUGCGGCGGUCCGAAGCGAAAUGGGCGAGAGGAGGAGGCGCGGGAGCGCUGCCGCCGGCCGGGCCGAGGAGGAGAAGGCAGCCGCGCCGGCGCCGGCGCCGACGGUGUGGUUCGCGCUGAAGAAGUCGCUGCAGUGCCGGUCCCAGACGUCGGAGGUGCACGUCCCGAAGCCCAAGGCCUCCAGCGCCGGCGCCGGCCACAACCUGUCAUCGAUAGUGACCAAGCGCGGGGCGGCGCGCUCGGGCUGCUCGCGCUCCAUAGCCAACCUGCGGGACGUCAUCCACGGGAGCAAGCGGCACCCGGGCCAGGGGCCGCCCAGCAACUGCAGCCCGCGGUCCAUCGGCAGCAGCGAGUUCCUCAACCCCAUCGCCCACGAGGUGGUGCUCAGCACCAACGACUCCCGCUGCGAGCUCAAGAUCACCGGCUUCGGCGCCGGCGGAGGAGGAGGAGUGCUCGCGUCCGAGGGCGGCGACGGCGCCGUGCUGUCGUCGUCGUUCGUGGGCACGCUCCGCCCGGGCACGCCGGGCCCCGGAUGGAGCCACGGCCACGGCCACGGGCUGCAGUACAGCGGCUCGUGCCGGGGCGGCAGCAUGCGCUGCACGCCGCCGAGGUCGCCCAAUAACGUGCUGCUGGACAAGGACGGCGCCGCGGCACCCAUGGCCGGGCACCGGGCGUCCUGUGAGGUCGACGGCGCCGUGAAGAACGGCGGCAAGGGCUCCGGCGGCGGCCUCAGCUGCCACAGAUGCAGCGAGCAGUUCAGCAAGUGGGAGGCGCUGGAGGCGCACCACCUGUCCAAGCAUGCAGUGACGGAGCUUAUGGAAGGGGACUCGUCGCGUAAGAUCGUGGAGAUCAUCUGCCGGACGAGCCUGCUCAAGUCGGAGAGCAGCUGCGUGCGGAUCGAGCGCGUGUUCAAGGUGCACAACACGCAGCGGACGCUGUCCCGCUUCGAGGAGUACCGGGAGGCGGUGAAGAUGAAGGCGAGCAAGCUGCCCAAGAAGCACCCGCGCUGCCUCGCCGACGGCAACGAGCUGCUGCGGUUCCACGGCGCGACGCUCUCGUGCGCCCUGGGCGCGUCCAGCGGCUCCGGCUCCUCCUCCAGCAGCGGCAGCAGCCUCUGCGCCUCCGACAAGUGCGCCGUCUGCCGCAUCAUCCGCCACGGCUUCUCCUCCAAGAAGGAAGGCAAGGCCGGCCUCGGCGUCUUCACCACGUCCACCAGCGGCCGGGCGUUCGAGUGCGUCGCCGACGAGGCUGCCGGCGUCGUGGACGACGAGCACCAGGGCCAGGGCCAGGGCACGCGCAAGGCGCUGCUGGUGUGCAGGGUCAUCGCGGGCAGGGUGCACAAGCCGCUCGACAACCUCAAGGAGUUCGUGGGGCAGACCGGCUUCGACUCGCUGGCCGGCAAGGUCGGGCCCUACGCCAACAUCGAGGAGCUGUACCUGCUGAACCCGAGGGCGCUGCUCCCGUGCUUCGUGGUCAUCUGCAAGCCUUGAUUCCUUGAAACCCCCGACACGCUAAUCGAUCGAGAGUAACUAACCAUUCUUUUCGCGGUUGCCAGCCACUCUGUUAACGUUUGUACGAGCUACGACACGUAGUAUAGCAGUGCUUAGUAGUAUCGGCCGGAUGCAUUUGUCCAUAUUUCUGCGAAUGUGCGUCGAUGCUGGCCUUCACGUGUCACGUGUGAGAGGCUAAAAGAGCUGAUUGAUCCGCCAUUUUCCGAGUGGGCACUACUCAGUAUUCGCUACUACAGUACAUGACAUCGAUCGAACCAGCCAUGCACCGUGAAGAGAAACACUAGAGAUUGCUUCUUCUUUUUUGGGUCUGUGGAGCUCCACUUGACAUGCCGUCUCGUUUGGCUGGAUAGUACACUCCUUGUCAAAUGCUCAGAUAUGCUUUGUGACUUGUGAGACCUCAGGUCUAAUCCCCAAUUUUCCCCAUCUGUCGACACCUGGUGAGUUGGAGCCAAAAAGUUUUACCGGUAGCAGCAAGCAUCAAGAGGUAAAAAGUGCAUCUGCUAUUAGGGUUGAUGGACCCUUCGUGGUUUGUGGGAGUAUAGUAUAUUCUUAGAUGGAGAGAUGUAUUAAAAAUGUGCUAGUACUCCUUAUUGUAUUAAGGAGUAGUAGAUGGCAGUAGUAUCAUACGUUUCUCUUGACCUUUUCACAGUCGUCUUUUGAAUGGAUUCGAAUUUGCUCA